Molecule: messenger RNA, 738 nt
Organism: Arachis duranensis
Lineage: Eukaryota; Viridiplantae; Streptophyta; Magnoliopsida; Fabales; Fabaceae
Exons: 2
Coding region: 1-738 (245 amino acids)
Source: RefSeq, a predicted model, not a curated record
AUGUCCAAUAAUAGUGAAUAUUUGGUUGUUUGUGUGUACCCCAAUUGUCGUAUGAGAAACAGCGACAAUAGGGUGAUAUUUGAGUGUGAGAAUUCGUUACUAUUGCACACUCGAUGCAUAAGUUUGUUGUCUGAGUUAAAGAGUUUGAUAUUGACCAACCUUGAUGGCAUAGGGAGAAGAGAGAUCGGAAGGGUGGAGUACAGGUUGCUAGCAUCGUUGGGUAGUGGAGUAUUCCGAUUUCGACUAUUUCGGCUCCAGGGUGACGAGCAAGUGCGACUCAUGUUUGACAUCCAUGGGAGAAUCAUGGCGGAACAAGUGAUGGAGCUUUCUGCCGAGGUUGGUGAUGUUGGUGGUGGUGGUUUUGUACACUCGACAUUUGUGCAGGAUUACCCACCUCUUGCACCACCACCGAUUCAUGUUUCUAGUUCAGUGAAAGACAUGGAGGACUGGAGGUGGGGGAGGAAGACUUCGACAAAGAUGCAUGAUAAAUCUCUGUUUUCCAACACCGGGGAAGAGUAUUACAACCUAGAUGGUUGGGUAGAGAUUCGGGCUGACCACAGAUUCAAAUGCCGAGAUGCAGUAAUGCAGGGUGUGAAGAACUAUAGUAUUCGCAGAAGUGCUGAGUACCGAGUGGUCAAAUCAGACCGAUUAAAGUACCAUGUGUAUUGUCGUCAAGCUGCAAAUGGAUGUCCAUGGAGUCUCCAUGUUGCGCUCCGACAGAACCUCGAAUACUGGUGA